AUUGAAUAAAUGAUAACUAGUAAUAAAUAACAGAACGUGGCCGUUAUCUCGAAUUUUUAUCUCAUUAAUUGCAUCGUUCUUUACUGUUAAUAUCACGGCAAUAACAUUAAAUUCAGUGAGUAACAAAGCAGUGUUGCUGAUACUGGUAGCGAACUCGACUGCCAGUAACUAAUGGCUGCUUCCUAUUCAGCUCUCGAGUUUCGACAGUCGAUCAACGUUAGCAGUGUGCUCUUCCCUGUUACUUAGGAAUGUAGUUUCUAAAAUAUCCGCUACGAUUCGCCACCGUCCCAAAUGGGAACUUUCGAUAAUAGCACGACUUAACAAGUCAAGCAGACCUUCUAAUUUCCAAUUAGUAUUAUAUAACGGUUAGUUACGAGACCUUUUAAUUUUCAACUAAUGCAACUUAGCGACAAAUUGGACGAUUUUUCUUUUUUUUUCAAUUAGUACAAAUUAAAGGACAAACGAAUUCUUUACAGUUAGCAGCACGAAAUAAAAGUCCUCAAAAGAAAAUGGGACAAGUAAAAGUGAAAUAAACAAAAAAUCAUCGCACUGUUUUCACCUGCCGCAUAUUCAGGCCAAACUUGAAAUUACAUUCAGCCUAGUAACCUAAAAUGUAAACACCCAAUUAUGUCCCGUUACAUCCUGCACAAUCCCAUCUUACAUUUUAAAACAUAAUGAAAAAGAAAGAACACUGUUAAAUCAUGCGACAAGCCAAGGAACGCAAGCAAAAAGUGAUCGAUCCGUCGAAACUAGAAAAAACAGCGCGGAAAGUCGCGGCGAUGGAAGCGAAGAGACAGAAAGUCAUAAACGAGGUGGAACUUUCCUUAAAGAGUAGACGAUUCGAGAGGAAAGCGAUAGAAAAUGCGCGUCUCGAUAUGGAAGAGAGUAUUCGACGGAAAGAGAUCAGGGAUGCGAAAAAAUUGCGCGGCGAGAAAGCGAUGGUGCAGAUCCGGCAAGAUCUACGUAGCAUUAUCGAAGCAGGUAUAAAGUCCAUUCAGCCGUCGGCGAUUGUAUCAGAGAAGAUCAAGUACGACGGUCGCGCGACGAUGACAAUUAAAGACGCCAAGUAUAAAAUAAAGAAUAAUUUGCAUAUCGUCGGCUGGGGCAAGGAAGCAGGUGUCAUGAGCACGGCGUUCGAGAGGAUAGUCGGCAGACAAUUGAAAAAAGGAUUUAUAGUGGUGCCUCGCAAGUCGAUCUCUACGAUGUGGAGCUACCCGGAAGCGUUUCCGAAGUUGGACAGUCGUAUAAACUUCGUCGAGGUCGGGACGGACGGACUACCGGACGACGGGGCGGUAGAUAUCGCGCGGAAAAUCGCGAAUUACUGUAAACGACUGAAGAAACGCGAUCUACUGAUAGUUAUGCUGUCGCGAGAUUCCGACGAUCUCUUGUGCUGCCCGCAGGAUACAAUUACACUGAGAGAUAAGUUAAGAGUUCUCAACAGGUUAAAAGCUGCUAACGCGACUCCCGGAGAAAUCAAUAUCGUGAGGAAUAAACUUUCUGCGAUAAGAGGCGGCGAUCUAGCGCGUCUGGCUUAUCCGGCUAAAGUCAUCACCCUCUUCACGUCUGACGUGUCAGCAGAACCGCCGGAACAAUUGGGAGGCGGUCCAUGCGUUUACGAGCAGAAGGACCAAAGGGGCCUGGCCGUCCUGAAGAAGUACAAACUUCUCGACAAAGUAUCGCAGAGCGUUCGCGAGGUAUUAGGGACGCCGAAGUCCGCGGAAACGCCGGCCGAUGCCCAAUUGAAUGAGAACAGCAGGUACAAGUUCGUGGAGCAAUACGUGAUCGCGUGCAACGCGGACGCAAUGGCGCACAUGGCGACACAGGUCCUGCGACUGGGACUGUCCCCCUUGAAAUUAGGGUCCACCUGCAGCGGCACCGUUCACGAAUUCGCGCAGGAGUACGCGAAGAUCGCGGCGCUAAUGAUCCUGGCGGUCGAGAGGAAAAUUACCAGGUUGGAGUUGUAUGAACAGAUGAAGGAGAGCCCGGUGUGCUCGCUGACCGAUCAGAAGGUGUGGGAGCUGUUUCCCACCGAGGACAAAUGGGCUCUCGGGCUGUGCCUCCUGCUGGGAGGUCGACCGACCGUUCAUCUCGGCGAUGCGCAUUCCGCCCAAAGUGGGCCCAAUCAGGAACUCGCUCUCUACUUCUCCUUAUAUUGGUGCAUGCGUACGAAGCAAUAUCCAAUUUUGCGAGGAUACACCGUCUGGUUCCUCGGCGGUAGCUCUUACGGGCGAGAUGGCAAUACCAGCGCAGCUGGCGCGUACGGAUACAAGAGCCUUACCGAGGACGUUUAUUCGGAAUACGAAAAAGCGAGGAGCGCGCACAAGGCGGCUCUGCAGAAAUUGCGGGAGCUCGUCGAAGACAAACAGAGCGAAUCGGAGAUCGCGGAAGCCCGACGAGAGGUGGCGAACGCGCAGGAUACGUGCGAGAAGUACGCGACCGUGCUGCCGGAACGAGUCUUGAGAGAGAACAACAGCAAUUUGUUCUUCUCGUGUAUCAACGACGGCGACGAGCUAUUGCCGCCGAAAAGCCAAAAUGAUUACGCGGCCGUGGACGUCGGGGAUCUUCACGUUAUACGAAUCGCACGCUACCAGUGCAGCUGCAGCGGCGACUGUCACGCGGAUGAAGAUGGGACGCGCACCGAUAGAGAGCACCCUGUCAAUCGCACGUUAUCAGCGACGGCGGAGCCAGUGUUACAAUAUUGUUGUCGGGUCGCGGCACCGGAGAGCUGUUGAUUAUUUACGAGUCCGUCGCGGGCCGGAUUUCGCAAUGGAUUUUGCCCGACCCGGCUCGACUCGAAAUUCGCACGCGACCAACCGAACGCCGAUUCCUUGUUACGGCACGCACAGACGCAUCUCAUUUGCCAUUUGACGUGACGCGUUAAAGUUUCACGAAGCACUCGUGAGUGUAUCUGCGCGCGCGAUAAACGCGCGUCCAAUUUCAAAGGAUCGGAGAAACGCUCGCGAACACCGCGCUUCCACGUCGCGAUAGACAGAGUUUUGGCGAGAGUCGCGUAUCGCGAAUUUUUGUCACGGCAGCGGUAAUCUAACGGAUAACGUAUGCGAAUCCCGGUGAAUAUUUCUGAACGCCUUGACGUUCCUCCCUGGCUCACGUGCGAAUAUUUCAUCGCCGACGCGAUAACAAAUCGCGCGUUCUCAGAAUAGAAGCGAGCGAUGCAUUGUAUCUCUAUCUUGCGAUUCUGAAAUUUACAACGAUAUGCGCGUCAACAUCUCGCUGUAAUUCAAACGUUCUUUCUCACUGAAACGCCGCGCCGAAACCGCGUUCGUCUAAGGGAUUUUCGCGGCGGGAUAAAUCGCAGGUUGAAUUUGUCGCCGUCAUUGCGACCACGAAUGGUCGAACGAGUGAAUAUUCUGUUUAUCAAACGCAACUUGCUAAUAACGCCUAUCUUAUUUGCCUUUCUCUUUCUCUCUCUCCCUCCCUACCUACUUGCCUCUAUUUCUCUAUGCACAGCUGUCUGCACUAUUGAUAACUUAUUGAUUCCUGUGGCCUUUUGUGCACUAUGUGCGCGUUUCUGCAUGCCACUUCUAUCGCGAAUCAUGCAUAUUUCCAACUAAAUCGCGAACCAUUUAAUAUUUCGUCCUUUCAGUCGACAAUAAUCUUCCCAAAAGGUGCGCAUCCACAGUUCACGAUAUCGAAAAUCUCGAGCGACAUUCAGAGGAAUCCUUUUCGUAGUUUGCAUCCCGAUAUUAAGCGCUACCGCGUUAGAGACGCGCAAUCAAGGGACGUUUGUUAAGUUUCCUUUGGCAAACCUAAAUCUGUCGUUGCAGGCGAAAUGAUUCCUAUUGAGCGAUUGGCCGUUCGGGCGAGAAGAAACGAAACGAAAGUCCCAAGAAGCUCAUUUCGCCCUACCUUGACAUAAUAGAGAUCUUCUAGCUCGGCAUGUCCCCUGGGCGCGGUACCAAUCCCGUUCAACAAAGCCCUGGGAAUGGACUCACCUACCUCGACGACAUAUCCGCAAUAUAGAGCAGCUCUGAGUGCGUUCUUUCUUGCCGUUUCUUCGCGAGCGAGCCCAAAAAUGCCCCUUGAGAACACCACUUACAGAAUGCGUGCGCGAACUCCCGAUAUUUAACAUUGUCCCAUUUAAUCCGAGUCGGCUCGCCCGCUGCCGCUCGGAAAAUUGUAAUUGACACUGAUGUCGGCGCACUGCCAAUAAUUCUCGGUGUAUUGAUUUACUUAACUGGCUAUUAAAUCGAUUAUCACGGUAAAUAUAUUAAAUAUAUUAUAUUGUCAUUAAAUGAAUCUUUCAUUAGUCACUUAAAUACAUAGAGAAAAUUCGUUCUAUUGGUGAAAUGAUCUCAUCGUCUAUUAAUAUUCUUGCUCAACGGAAAUGUCUGAUAAUGUGUUAAAAUCUUUGAAUAUCUCUCAAAUGUUCUUAUGGAUAUCUUGUUCGAUGUACAUUCAACUGAAUUACAAAUUCCCGGAAGAUACGAUGGAAAAAAACGUUUCAACGUUUCAACGUUUCAACGAUAUUUCAAGUUUCUAUCAUUAUAUAGUCAAGUAACGACAAAAAGAAAUUUAUCUGAAAAAAUCACAACUUCUCCAACCUCGCCUUGUGUCGACCUGCUUUGACUUAUUGACAUAUUUAUCACGCGAACUGCACAGGCUGGCUCUACAGAGCAAGUGCACGUAAAAAAGAACUCCAAGUACGACUGUAAAAAAUCAUAUCUUACGAUGAGGCGACAGUCUAGUAUAGGAUGCAACCAUUUUUAUGGCCUUAUCUCCACUCCCGUGACCUCGCAUUUACGAUUAUGCGCGGUACCGUAUAAAUUUAGUUCGACAUUGUGAUCCCUCAAGUAGUUCGUUGAAUCUCUCCCGUGCAGCAACAUACAUCUCACAAUGAAGUAUCUCGCAUUAUUCUGCAUCUUCCUCAUACUCGUGCAAUAUUCGAUGCAAGUGCCGAAAUACGAAAACUGCAACAGAGAGGUACUUUCUGGAGCAGAUAGGCAAAGAUGUGUGAAAGUGACAUGUACGUCGCAGAAUAAAUACAACGUACAAGAAUGUAGCUGUGACAAAGACGCGGGACUACACCUAGGAGAUCGUCAUUCCGAGUAUCCCGCUUGUUGUCCGCGAUGCAGUGGCAGCAAGAGACAUUAGAUAUAUAAUGUACACGUCCACGUUCCGAAUAUACAAAUAAAGGAAAUAUUAUUGAUA
Messenger RNA from Odontomachus brunneus, 5169 nucleotides. RefSeq names its product glycerate kinase-like. The coding region runs from base 702 to 2732 and encodes 676 amino acids. Gene Ontology annotation, molecular function: glycerate kinase activity. NCBI's taxonomy places the organism in Eukaryota, Metazoa, Arthropoda, Insecta, Hymenoptera, Formicidae. The record is from RefSeq and is a predicted model, not a curated record. The transcript is spliced from 6 exons. Gene Ontology annotation, cellular component: cytoplasm. Gene Ontology annotation, biological process: protein phosphorylation.